Messenger RNA from Vicia villosa (hairy vetch), 2331 nucleotides. RefSeq lists its product as uncharacterized. The record is from RefSeq and is a predicted model, not a curated record. NCBI's taxonomy places the organism in Eukaryota, Viridiplantae, Streptophyta, Magnoliopsida, Fabales, Fabaceae. The transcript has 4 exons. The coding region runs from base 1 to 2331 and encodes 776 amino acids.
AUGAUGAAUUUUUUUCAAAUUAAAAGUGAUGAUGAUGCUUUUGAUUUUUCUGCUUAUUCCACUGCUACGCAAACAGAUGGGGACAUGUAUGUUGAACAUAUUGUAAGUGGUUUAGAAUUAAGUGGUAGGACCCCUAGGUGUGUGAAUGAUUUUGUUGGGUUAGAUGCAACUGAUGAAGAUGCAGUUGAACGCUUGAAUAACAGUGAAGAUGAAAGGACCACUACUAUUGCAGAUGGAUUUGAAGAAAUUGAUGUGACUAUACCUAUUAGGGAGGGUCCAGAAAUAGCUGGUUUGUUACCUUAUCCAAGUAAGAGGAAAUUGGAAGAUGAGGAUUAUGUUAGUGAGGAGUUAGACAGCUCAGACCCAGAUAAAUAUGAAGAUGAAAAAGGGCCUAAGUUUGAGAAGUUUAGGAAAGAGCAAUUUAAUAAGAAUUCUAAGUUUAAGUGGGGUAUGCAAUUCAAUUCCCUAGAUGACUUUAGGGAGGCAAUUCGUGAGUGGAUAGUUUUAAAUGGAAGGGAGAUAACUUUUGUGAAAAAUGAGGGGUAUAGAGUAAGGGUAGAGUGCAAGGCUAAAUGUGGGUAUUCCAUGCUUUGCUCAAGGGUGGACCAGAAAGAAACUUUUGCCAUUAAGACUAUAAAUGACACCCACACAUAUGCUAGGGUUUUAGAAAAUAGAUCUACAAAUUCUAGAUUGGUGGCCAAGUAUGUUGUGAAGAAAAUGCAAACAACUGACACAGUGAGGAUCUCUGAUAUAAUACAAGACAUGAGACAAAAUUAUUCAGCUGGUAUAAUUGUGGUUUGGGCAUGGAAAUCCAAAUUUAUUGCAAAUAAUAUUAUUGAGGGAGAUGCAGACAAUCAAUAUGCUAUCUUGUGGAGAUAUGCUUCUGAGCUUCAGAGGGUCAAUGGUGGGAACACAGUGAAGAUCAAUGUUGAUAGACCAAUUCCAACUAUCCAGCCAAGGUUUGGAUCAUUCUAUUUAUGCUUUGAUGGAUGUAAAAAGGGGUUUAUAAAUGGUUGUAGACUAUUUGUUGGGGUGGAUGGUUGCCAUCUAAAGACCAAGUAUGGAGGACAACUGUUAAUAGAUGUUGGUAGGGACCCCAUUGACCAAUAUUUUCCAUCGGCCUUUGGGGUAGUGGAAACAGAGACCAAGGAGAGCUGGAGAUGGUUCUUACAAUUGUUAAUGAAAUAUGUUGGAUUAGACAAAAGAUUUGUUUUUAUUUCAAAUCAGCAAAAGGGGUUGGUAGCAGUUUUUGAAGAUAUGUUUGAAAGAAUUGAGCAUAAGCUAUGCUUGAGACAUUUGUAUGCCAACUUCAAGAAAAAGUUUGGAGGAGGUGCGUUGAUAAGGGACAUAAUGAUAGGAGUUGCCAAAUCAACUUACCAACAAGGGUGGCUGCAAAAGAUGAAUGAACUGAAGGGAGUAGAUCCAAAGGCUUGGGCAUGGCUAUUGGCAGUACCUCCUAAGUGUUGGUGUAAGCAUGCUUUUAGUUUCUAUCCUAAGUAUGAUGUAUUAAUGAAUAACAUUGCUGAGUCUUUUAAUGCAACCAUAUUAGUAGCUAGAGACAAACCUAUAUUAACAAUGUAUGAAUGGAUUAGAAAAUACCUGAUGAAUAGGCGUAGCAGCUCUGCCUUGAAACUUGAAAAAUGGCCCCAUAAGGUCAUGCCAAUUCCUAGGAAGAGAUUGGAUACCCAGGAAUUAGUAGGCAUUCCAUGUAGGCAUGUUGUUGCUGCACUGAGUUUUAGACAACAAAAUCCAGAAGAGUUUGUAGAUGAAUGUUACUAUAGGGAGAAAUACAAACUUUGUUAUGGGUUUGCUGUGAGCCCUAUUAAUGGACAGGAAAUGUGGCUUGAGGUUGAGAGUGAAGAACUUCUACCUCCAAUCUACAAAAAAGGGCCUGGCAGACCAAGAAAGUUGAGGAUUAUGGAAGCUGGUGAAGAAGGGGAUAGAAGGAGGCUGCCUGGUGUAUCCUAUAGGUGCACUAAGUGUGAUAAAAUAAGACACAAUGUGAAGUCAUGCAAGAGCAAAAAACAACAUCCUAAUGCUUUGAAGAUAAAGAAGAAAGUGAGGUAUGGUGAUGCCACUACAAAUGUAACUGAAGCAGGUACAUUAAGAACUGAUGCCACUACAAAUGCUGCAAACCAUAUGGAUGCAAGUGGUGUAGGUGAUGCAACUACAAAUGCUGCAACUCAUAUUGAUGUUGAUGCUGAUUUAUUUGGAGAUGUAACAGAUGAAAUGCUAUCAUCAACACCUGAUAUUAUUCAACCUGUGCAAGAUGAAGAAGGGCAAGGCAAAGGUAAAAGAAGAAAACAAACCAAAGAGAAAGAGGCAAAGUGA